Molecule: messenger RNA, 2869 nt
Organism: Blastomyces gilchristii SLH14081
Lineage: Eukaryota; Fungi; Ascomycota; Eurotiomycetes; Onygenales; Ajellomycetaceae
Product: WD repeat-containing protein
Exons: 4
Coding region: 669-1808 (379 amino acids)
Biological process (GO): mRNA export from nucleus
Cellular component (GO): THO complex part of transcription export complex
Molecular function (GO): protein binding
Source: RefSeq, a predicted model, not a curated record
UUAAUUUUCAUUUUCUUCUUCUAUACGGAGUACUCCGUACACAUAAAUCGAAGAUAUAGUAUAAUCCUUUCCAAUACAAAUCCGGGCCAGUUUUACAUAUUCAGCUUAAGUUGUUUCAAGCGUACUCUCCACCAUUCGGCUGGUUUCAAAGCUGACCCCCGAUUUCAAAACCUUUCUACUUCAUUCUUUGAUAUGCAUUAUGCAUUCAGUCUUUACCAGGUCUAGAUAAAUUAAAAUGGUGCCUGCUUUGCAAACCGCUAUUGGUCAAACAUCAAGACAUCAAUUGUGCAUAUGAUGCAAUAGGUUCUACCAGAGGAAUGGUACGGACAUAUCUGACCAGCUGAUGGAGUUGGAUAAUACUUCAUCAUUUCCUUCGUUUGUGCUCGUUAACUCCAUCCCGAAUUUGGACCAGCCCAACAAGCGAUAAGCGCAAGCGCCAGGGCCAAGCCAGCCGGAUUCGGGCAGACUCUAGCGACAAUACCCGCAGAAACUCGCAACUACUUCGCGACCUUGAACGAUGCAGAAUCACUAAACCCUGAUGCCAAACGAGAUAACGCCCUGCGGCAUUUUUUGUAACCAUGAGCAUUUCAUAAGGAAACUUGCGAAACUAACGCAAUUUUUGUCCACUUUAUUGUCUCAAAGGGCAUGGGCUUCGGCCACCUACCAUCAUGCCUCCAGCGCCAUCUCGACGGAUGGUCCCAAAGGACCGCUUUGGCCAAUGGUUUGGCAGUUUGAAAGUUCAGAGCUAUUAUGAUCCCGCGGCACGGGGUCCAGGCUCUCAUACCAUUCGCACCCUUGCAUGGAAUCCGACAGGCAGCUUGAUCGCAACCGGCUCCGUGGAUCGCACCCUCCGCAUCUGGAACCCCGAGCGCACACAUGUAAAAUACUCGACGGAAUUACGUGGACAUUCCUCUGGUAUAGAAAAAGUUGCCUUUAACCCCGUCAAAGAAUCGGAAUUGGCAAGCUGCUCGAGUGAUGGGACGGUCCGAUUCUGGGAUGUGCGGUCCAAAACGUGUAUCAGCCGCGUUGAUGUAGGAGGCGAGGCAUUUACGAUGACAUGGGCUGCUGAUGGGAGCGUAAUACUCGUCGGUAGGAAGGAUGACACCCUAAUACCCAUUUCAGUCGAAUCUCCAUCUACUCCCACCCUCCAAAUACCUGCUGGAACCACCGCCCCGGCGAACACCUUCAAAGCCCUCGGCCCACACCCACAAGCUAUCCAAACCAACGCCACCACAUUUUCACACUCUUUUAAUACUUCCGAUCUAGACCUCUUUCUCACAACUGGCGACGGCACCGUAAAAGUCGUCUCAUAUCCGUCGUUCAACCCACUCCACACAAUCCAUGCCCACACCUCGGCAUGCCUUUCAAUUGCGCUCAGUCCGACGUCCCGCUACCUAGCCGUUGGCGGAAGCGAUGCUCUAAUAUCCCUCUGGGACACUACAGAUUGGAUCUGCAAACGCACCGUAUCAAGUGCCAACGGCGGCGCCGUGCGGGGCGUCAGCUGGAGUUGGGACGGUCGGUUUAUCGUGGGGGCUUGCGACGAACCCGGUUGUGGCGGUUCCGGGCUUGAGAUUUUCCACGCUGAAACAGGAGAAAGCGUAUGUACCAUUCCUACAGGAGGAAUGAGCUCCGCAGCCAACGGGAUGGCUGGAAUCGGAAGCGGCCCUGGAACUUCUGUGGGCGUGCCGGCUGUCGCUUGGCACCCAUCUCGAUACUGGCUUGCUUAUUCUGUCACUGCUGAUGGGAUGGGGAGCAGUAGUGGUGGUGGACUAAGGAUUGUUGGGGCUGGGAGUAGCGGACCCUUUUGACGUUCCUGGUGUCGACAGAUAGGAGACUUAGAGCAGCAUGUUAGUGGGGCGGUCAGUCCCUCAACAUGUACUCUAGUAGAACAGGAAGGAAAGAAACAGUAAAGGCAUCGGACCAGAUAAGUUGCAACUUGCGUUUGAAACGUCCUCCCCAAUCCAAAUGGACGAAUCUAAAUAGAUUUCAGUUGAAAGACCUUGUGGCCUUUGCAUCUUUGCAUGGCUUUGGAGAGAAUUUACAUUUGAAACUUCCUGUUCUGAAUUCUGAGCGUUAAAAGGUUAUUAUGACUUCACAUCGUAAAGUAAUGCCUGAGUAGACAAGCCAUCCCCCCCGAAAAAUAUCAAAGAGUCAUAGCUAAAUAAAAUUAUGAGAAAACAAUAGUCACGGAAUGCGUUUUACGAUCCUACUUUCCCAUAUGAACAAUUGGAGGAUCCAACCUGCCGUCAGUUUACAAAACCAGCAAACACGGGAACAGACGAGCUUAGGAGUUGAUAGAGAUGACCAAUUUCUCCGGAACCGACAUCGUAAUUCGUCACUUAUUUCAUUAAGGCCACUAUAGAAGUAAUAAACAAAGCCCAGCCAAAGAGAAGGCAAAAAAAAAAAAAAGAAAAAAAAGGAAAAAAAAACGAGAAUGCCGUAAAUUCCUACACCUUUCCGUCUCAAAGAGUCCUCCCAAAUCUCCAAGAUGAAAAUAUGAUUCCAAGCUCAUACUUCUUUUCCAAUUCUUGUCCUGGCAUCCAUAUAAAUUGAUAUAACAAGUGAAAGUUUGGUGUGAUAAAAAGCGAGUAGACCAUUGAAAGUCAAAUGGGUCGAAAUUAUAGGGUUAGUAUUAUACAACAGUUGUCAGCAGAAAGGGGCAGUGUCUGUUCUUCUUUCAAAAAUAAAAAAAAUAAAGAAGAGGAUUUGGAAGUAAAUGGAAGCGAAAAAAACACAAAAUGGUCAAGAUGCUCCAGUGAAUUGGCUACUGAAAAUUCUCCCAUGCGAGUGUAUCUACGCCGCCUGGCCAGGUGAUAUUGUCGAGGUUUGGUAUUUGGUCAACGAGCCCUGCUGAAGUAGUUGUUGAGGA